Molecule: messenger RNA, 735 nt
Organism: Prorocentrum cordatum
Lineage: Eukaryota; Dinophyceae; Prorocentrales; Prorocentraceae
Source: the annotation of a GenBank genome assembly
AUGGUUGCGACUGAAUACAUUGCGGUGUCGGGUGCGACUACGGGCAUGCUGAAGCUCAGCAUCUACUUCGAGGAGCUGGCGUGUUUCGGGCCAGUGAUUGCGGAGGUCGGUACCAACCUGUCGUGGUCCAGCGGCGUCGAGGUGAAGAUGAUCAAGGAGAGCAUCAAAAAAAGACUACUCGGUGCUUCUCAAACCCACCCGGCCGUGGCGAAGCACCCGCUGUGGGACGAGUACGUUGUCCACCCGUCCACGUAUCGCACGAUCAAUCUCAUCGCAUCGAAGAGUUCAUUGCUGGACCCUCAUGCUGAGAGCAUCGUUUCUGGCGUGAGCUGCGAGCCCAUCUGGACGUUCACGGUGAAGAUUCAGGAUACGGGCGCGUGGGGGUUCAUCAAAGUUCCUAACCCUGUGCUGGCUGGUCGCGGCGACUGCGUGUCGUGUGCCGUCCUGAAGACGUGGCUCGUGACCCAGCUGGCACUGCCGAACGGUUUCCAACUAAUCAAUGACGUGCGCAUCUUCCGCAACGACAGCGGGUUGGCCAAGGGCGACCCCCUGGCGGACGAUGAUGACGUGUGGAAGAAUCUCUGGUACUUCGCCAUCGUCGACCCGAAGCUCGAGCCCCUCUGGGAGUACCCCGACCACAGCUCGCCCGUCUCUCUGGCCAGGGGCUGGAACGACGUGCAGCCGACCACGGAGGCGACGACGCUCGAGGACGACGUCCUAGACGGGCCGCAGUGA